AUGAAGGCACAAGCAGCUUUCACGGCAGUCGCUGUAGCCACGGCAUCUGUCGCGCCCAUCGUCAAGGCAACAGAGCCACAGCCUGUGGCGUUUUCACCUACCGAGUGGCUAGGAAACGACGGAAAUUGGUCGACAUUUGGGUUUCGGGUUGGCUCCAACAAUAAUGUUAAUGUUCUUUUCAGUACGGCGCUAUCGGAAUUCUGGGCUGUGGGACCGGGAGGGUGUAACAAAAGUAUGACAUUGUCAAUUUGGUCAAUGAUCUUGCGUCGUUUGCUGAUAUCUCUCGCUGCAGAUGAUCCUCAUUGCAGCUCCAACAGAGGUGGUAUUUAUUAUCCUUCCGACUCAAAGCAUUGGUCUUUGCUGGGUACAUGGCAACUAGGAUUGCCGGAUUUAGGGACAGGAGGCAAUGGACAAUAUGGCUUUGACAGCAUAUCGGGCCUCAACCCCAUGACCAAUACUGGCUAUCAAAUGUCCAACGUUCUUGUGUCAGCCAUCAACUCCACAGACUACUUUCUUGGAUUCUUCGGUGUCGGCAUGAGAUCAGGCAACUUCGGUGAUAUCGUUGCCACACCGCCAAUCAGACAAGCCGUGGCAUCGUUUGGCUGGGUUUCCAGUUAUAGCUACGGAUAUACUGCCGGAGCAUCGUACCGCAACUCUGUCGGAUCAGCGACACUGGGUGGUUUCGAUGCAGCUAGACUAGCCAUGCACGACAUCGUAUUCACCUUGAAUCAGACGGAAGGUGUUCCCAGGCCUCUCAUUCGAGGCAUUGAGGUAUCGUCGUCCAACGGGAGUAGUUGGAAAUCGGCUACCCGGAUUCUGUUGAAUUAUAACAGCGCCUUUACGGCCGUGAUAGACACGACGACGCCCUACCUCUGGCUCCCCCCGGCCCUGUGUGACAACUUUGCCAAGGCGCUCAACCUGACCUACAACGAAACUUUCCAGCUUUACACGUUAACAAACGAGCAGUACCGCCAGUAUUCAUCCAACAGCAACCUCGCUUUUGUCUUCAGUUUCUCGAGUAUGGACAAUCGUGACAACUUUGGCGAUCCUCUCGAUGUUACCGGCGUAGUUAACAUCACAGUGCCAGUCACAGCCUUCGUGAGCUUAUUGAGCUGCCCCUUUAUGAGGGAAGCCGUUGGAUACAACGACCCUGCCGUUCCGUAUUUUACACUCAGGAAAGCCCCUACCAAUAGCACCGCUAUUAUUGGAAACGCGUUCAUGCAAGAGGCUUACGUCGUGACCAAAUAUGACUCGGGCGUCUUUUCUUUACACCAAGCGCGGUUUCCCAGCGAUCCCAUAGCAGAUGCGAAGCUGACCAAGAUCAACCGACCGAACAACAGCCCAUACCCGCCGCCACCAGAUCCCAAUGGUGGAAAUGGUCCUUCGAUAGGAGAGAGGAUCGGUAUAGCUGUUGGCGCCGUGGCCUGCUUCAGCACGCUUGUGUUUGCCUUGCUCUGCUACAGGCGUCAUAAGCGACAACGGCCUGGCGAUGAGCUUGAUGAUGGCAAGGACUCCGCAUCGACACUCACACCAGAGUCUCCCAGGAGCCCUGUAUCUCGAAUCUUCUCCAGAAUACUUGGAUGGAGACGCUCUCCAAGGACAGGGGCAACCAUGAUGGCUAGCAGAGACCCAUCAGAAGCCCCGGAUCACCAAAUAUACGAACUUCCGGCCCCUGUAGCUCUCGCUGAAUUAGAUGCCGGAGGCGGCGAUGACAACUCCAUGUUGGACGAAACGGACGUGGGCACCGACAGCACGCAACACCUCAGUGCUUACGAGAUUGCAAAGAGAAAAUUAGAUCGACAGCUGCAAGGCCCUGUACCGGAAUAUACACCAUACGCUAACGGAACAGUCGUGCUGCCGGAAAAGGUCUCUGUUGCGGAGCUGCGCUCAACUCUUCAAACUCACAUGAUGGACCAGCCAUCACCCAUUUCUCCGCCAAGAUCUCGUGGCGGCGAUUCGAGCUCGAAUACCUUCCUCGCAUCUGAGCCAUCGCCCGUGUCACCCAGAGGAGAUUGGAAUUCAGUUGAACUGCCGUCACCCGUCACAGCAUCUAUACUACCACGAUCAAAUUCGUCAGGAACAAGGAGUGGAGGUCAAUCUAUUACAAGCCGAUCUCUGUCGGUAAAUUCCAACGCGCCAGCAUCCCCGGUGAAUGACUCGAGAUUUCCUCUGCCCGCGGCAUGUCAACGAACACCCAUUGAUCCCUCCAAGGUUGUGUGCCUAGGCACAUUACCCGAGAGCAUUCAUUUACCAGGCCAGACCGCAGAUUCAGGGUCACGCAUCGUGGACUCUGGUGGGCGUAACGCAUCUGCCGGCAUGUUUAUUAGUGGAUCUCGCGCAUCUGAAGCAAGCCUGGGAAGAAAUUUCACUGAGAAGGACGGAAUGGUGGAAGAAGCAACAAGAGGCGCUGGCCAUUUGAAUGUGAGGCCAAAUUGCGGCCAGCAGGACACUUUGUCAAGUUGGUUGAACACGCAUAAACAACCACUGUCUACUGAACCAGGAGAACGUGGAAGCGAAACUGGCCUUCCUAAACCAUCGGACCCCCGAGACUCACCCGAAGCAGGCCGCAUCGAUGCUGGUCGCGAUCUGAUCCACGUCCCCCAAAUGGCCGAGAAACGCUACAGCUGGGAAGAUGUAUCAUGA
Messenger RNA from Metarhizium album ARSEF 1941, 2643 nucleotides. RefSeq names its product Eukaryotic aspartyl protease family protein. The transcript is spliced from 3 exons. The record is from RefSeq and is a predicted model, not a curated record. NCBI's taxonomy places the organism in Eukaryota, Fungi, Ascomycota, Sordariomycetes, Hypocreales, Clavicipitaceae. Bases 1 to 2643 code for a protein of 880 amino acids.